Messenger RNA from Penicillium manginii, 1110 nucleotides. RefSeq lists its product as uncharacterized. Lineage: Eukaryota; Fungi; Ascomycota; Eurotiomycetes; Eurotiales; Aspergillaceae. The coding region runs from base 1 to 1110 and encodes 369 amino acids. The record is from RefSeq and is a predicted model, not a curated record. The transcript has 5 exons. Gene Ontology annotation, molecular function: acyltransferase activity, transferring groups other than amino-acyl groups.
AUGGUGUCCGACCACCAUCGCGUUUGCGCCCGCCAUGGCUACUAUUCAAGACCUGUCAACCAAAUUGCCUCCCAUCCAGCCGCGUUCGAGCAGCUGGGCCGAUAUACUCAUCGAGUUUGGGUUGUUCAAGUUGAUGCUUGGUCUUCUGUCAUCAUUGAGAUCUAUGCCAGGGAACCGGAACCCCGUGGACCCGUUCACCCGCCAGGCCUCCGUGGAAUCGCUGCCAUCUUCGUCGUAGCGAGUCAUACUUCACUAUAUUUUGCGACCUUCCUGAUCCCACUCUCCAUUGCGGAGACGGGCAAGCCCACCCUGUUUCAGCGACCCUUCUUCCGUUUGGUCAUCCAGGGUCAGGCUUGGGUAGCCAUGUUCUUCAUCCUGCUAGGCUUUGUCAACUCCCUCAAACCACUCCAACUAGCCCGCUCGGGUGCCGUCUCCGAGGCCCUCGGGUCCUUGUCAACCGGCGCCUUCCGCCGUACCGGAAGAUUGGUAUUUCCCGCUACGCUGGUGACUUUCCUGACUUGGCUGAGUGGAUGCCUUCUGGCUGAGAUCGACGACGCGAAACCAAGUGUUUCGCUGGUAGCUGCUGUUGAAGACUUAGUUCGGGAGCUCGCCGGGACUUGGCUGUACGGUGAAAAUGCCUAUGAUCAGCCUCAGUGGGCAUUACUUCCGCUAUUUCGCGGGUCAUUGUAUUUUUUUAUGACUCUGUUUGCAUUGAUCAACACCACGCCUCAAUUCCGAUUAUGUGCCAAGAUUUUGCACUAUAUCUGGAGCUGGGCGACACUUGACGCUAAUAAUUGUCAAAUUUCGGCGUCUCUAAAGCCCCGAUCAUUAUUUCGGACCAUACCUUACGGUGUUGUCAUUCUGGGUGUUUCCCUCUGCUCAUUUCCUGAUCAAUAUGCCGAGCAAACAGCCUGGUCUUCCCAGCUCUCCCACAUUGGUGAUGCCAUAUUUCCAGAGGGCUCCAACAUGAGUCGCUACUUCGCUAGUGUCGGCGCGCAGAUGGUCUGUUCGGGAGUAAUACUUUCGCCCUCGCUUCGACAAAUACUCUCCAACCGAGUCUUUGGCUGGGAUCUAUCAGUUUCCCCCUCUAUCUACUGCACGGACCCUUGA